Cynoglossus semilaevis (tongue sole) is the source of this 1100-nucleotide messenger RNA. It is a transcript of the gene rpl5a, whose product is annotated as ribosomal protein L5a. Bases 139 to 1035 code for a protein of 298 amino acids. The record is from RefSeq and is a predicted model, not a curated record. Gene Ontology annotation, molecular function: 5S rRNA binding; structural constituent of ribosome. Gene Ontology annotation, cellular component: cytosolic large ribosomal subunit; ribosome. The transcript is spliced from 8 exons. Lineage: Eukaryota; Metazoa; Chordata; Actinopteri; Pleuronectiformes; Cynoglossidae. Gene Ontology annotation, biological process: translation; ribosomal large subunit assembly.
GUUUCCUCCAGGGCGACAGGGGGCGCAGCCCGCAUUCGACGAGAGUUCCAGGUCAGCGCAAGCAACGUCAGGCAUUCGCUUUCAGGAAGUUGGUAACAAGUUGGAAUCCAGGAAGAAGAGUGGCAAAAACUCACGAAAAUGGGUUUCGUCAAAGUGGUGAAGAAUAAAGCCUACUUCAAGAGAUAUGAAGUAAAAUUCAGGAGAAGAAGAGAGGGGAAAACUGAUUACUUCGCUCGCAAGCGCCUAGUUGUGCAGGACAAGAACAAGUACAACACUCCAAAGUACCGCAUGAUCGUCAGGCUCUCCAACAGGGACAUUUGCUGUCAGAUUGCCUAUGCCAAAAUCGAAGGGGACCACAUUGUGUGCGCUGCUUACUCCCAUGAGCUGCCCAAAUAUGGGAUCACUGUGGGCCUGACCAACUAUGCUGCGGCCUACUGCACUGGGCUGCUUCUAGCUCGCAGGUUGCUACAUAAGUUUGGCAUGGACCAGGCCUACGAGGGCCAGAUCGAGGUCACAGGAGGUGAGUUCAACGUAGAGAGUGCUGACGGUCAGCCGGGUGCCUUCACCUGUUACCUGGAUGCGGGCUUGGCCAGGACCACCACAGGAAACAAGGUGUUUGGAGCCCUGAAAGGAGCAGUGGAUGGAGGUCUCUCUAUUCCCCACAGUGUAAAACGAUUCCCUGGUUAUGACACGGAGAGCAAAGAGUUCAACGCCGAGGUGCACAGGAAACACAUCAUGGGCAUGAACGUUGCCGACUACAUGUCUUACCUGAUGGAGGAGGACGAGGACGCCUACAAGAAACAGUUCUCGCGAUUUAUCAAAAAUGGAGUCACACCAGACAAGGUUGAGGAAAUGUACAAAAACGCACACGCCGCCAUCAGAGAGAACCCCGUACACGAACAGAAACCCAAAAAAGACGUCACAAAGAAGAGGUGGAAUCGGGCCAAGUUGUCUCUGGCACAGAGGAAGAACCGCGUCGCCCAGAAAAAGGCCAGCUUCUUAAGAGCGCAAGAACAAGAAGCAGGGGACGGUUAGGGGCUCGGCACAGAGCCCUUUGGCUGGAACACACACUUCAGACGAAUAAAUUAAUUUCCAUCACA